Messenger RNA from Leptosomus discolor (cuckoo roller), 1729 nucleotides. It is a transcript of the gene P2RY1, whose product is annotated as purinergic receptor P2Y1. NCBI's taxonomy places the organism in Eukaryota, Metazoa, Chordata, Aves, Leptosomiformes, Leptosomidae. Gene Ontology annotation, molecular function: G protein-coupled ATP receptor activity; A1 adenosine receptor binding; ATP binding. The record is from RefSeq and is a predicted model, not a curated record. Gene Ontology annotation, cellular component: plasma membrane. Gene Ontology annotation, biological process: relaxation of muscle; phospholipase C-activating G protein-coupled receptor signaling pathway; platelet activation.
AUGACCGAAGUCCUCUUCUCUGCUGCUUUGAAUGGAACUGAACCCAACCUGUUAUCCAGCAGUGGCUGGUCUGCGGGAAACGCCACCACCAAGUGUUCCCUGACCAAAACUGGCUUCCAGUUCUAUUACCUGCCCACCGUCUACAUUCUGGUCUUCAUCACUGGGUUUUUGGGCAACAGCGUGGCCAUCUGGAUGUUUGUCUUCCACAUGAGGCCCUGGAGCGGCAUCUCAGUUUAUAUGUUCAACUUGGCGCUGGCCGAUUUCUUGUACGUCCUGACCCUGCCUGCCCUUAUCUUUUACUACUUCAAUAAAACAGACUGGAUCUUCGGAGAUAUCAUGUGCAAGCUGCAGAGGUUCAUCUUCCACGUGAACCUGUACGGCAGUAUUUUGUUUUUAACUUGCAUAAGCGUGCACAGGUACACGGGAGUGGUGCACCCCUUGAAGUCGCUGGGGAGGCUGAAGAAGAAGAACGCGGUGUACAUCAGCACCCUGGUCUGGGUCGUUGUGGUGGCCGUGAUUUCUCCAAUACUCUUCUACUCGGGAACGGGGAUACGGAGGAAUAAAACUACGACGUGCUACGACACCACGGCCGAUGAUUACCUGAGAAGUUACUUCAUUUACAGCAUGUGCACCACCGUGCUUAUGUUCUGCAUCCCGUUCAUUCUGAUUCUUGGUUGCUAUGGGCUCAUUGUGAAAGCUUUGAUUUACAAAGAUUUGGACAAUUCUCCUCUCAGGAGAAAGUCGAUUUACCUGGUUAUUAUUGUGUUGACCGUCUUUGCUGUGUCUUACCUUCCCUUCCACGUGAUGAAGACCUUAAACCUAAGAGCCAGGGUGGAUUUUCAGACUCCGCAAAUGUGUGCCUUCAACGAUAAGGUUUAUGCCACUUACCAAGUGACGAGGGGUCUGGCCAGCCUCAACAGCUGCGUAGACCCUAUUCUUUACUUUCUGGCAGGCGAUACCUUUCGAAGGCGCCUUUCCAGGGCAACCAGGAAGUCGUCCAGAAGAAGCGAACACAACGUGCAGUCCAAAAGCGAGGAAAUGACUCUCAAUAUUCUAUCCGAGUAUAAACAGAACGGAGAUACCAGUUUGUGAACAAAUGCAAAAGAUUUGGGAACAGUUUGAAAAAAAAAUCCUCCGCUUUGAGACAGUAGGAUGCUGUAGUGCUACAAGUGUGUGAGGAAAAUCUACCAGUCUCUCAAAUUCCUUUUAGGUAAAGCCUCGUUUUCUGAUCUUAGGAAAAGCUUAACAAAGUCAGUGGAAGAAUUUCAAUGGAAAUAACGUGUCAAAAUUCAGCUUUCCUUCUCCUUACAAUAUUCUUAUUUCUUUCUGACUUGUGUCAGAUAAAGUAAAAUGAAGUAAAUCCCCUAAAGGAAGAAAGCAAUCCAAGUGCUUCUGUUUUAAUGACUUAGUCUCCCGCGUUUAAAAAUGUUCCCAAUCAGCCUCUCAUUCAAAAUAGGAAAUAAAAAUAAGAGCGAGCAGUAUCUUCUCUUCUGGGGCUCAGGCCACGUACCUAGCCUGUCGCUCACUUGCCGUUGUAAACAAGCAUUUAAAUCAAAGUCAUGAUGCAGUUAUCUCACCUUUACAGUUUUGUUAUUUCUUCAUCUACUUCUGGUGUUGAUAAUUAUUUGAUAGUUCGGUAGUGUUUAUGAUUCAGUCUUCUUUGAGUGCCGGUGUUUUACCAAAAGUAGGCUUACUGAUGUGUGCAUGGUGGUGCUUUCAGAUUGCGAUG